Molecule: messenger RNA, 8256 nt
Organism: Oncorhynchus masou masou (cherry salmon)
Lineage: Eukaryota; Metazoa; Chordata; Actinopteri; Salmoniformes; Salmonidae
Product: arginine-glutamic acid dipeptide repeats protein-like
Exons: 17
Coding region: 339-4109 (1256 amino acids)
Biological process (GO): regulation of DNA-templated transcription
Cellular component (GO): nucleus
Molecular function (GO): transcription corepressor activity; sequence-specific DNA binding; zinc ion binding
Source: RefSeq, a predicted model, not a curated record
UGUUCAGUAUUCUCGCGCUCUACAGUUUUCCUGGCGCUCUGAAUAAUGUCUGCGUUCGAAGCUGUUCUAUAUUUUGGUAUCGAUGCUCUCUGGGGCAUGGUUCUGUAGACACUACAGUAGAUUAUCCUAUUAGCGACCGCGGCACAUGCUCCGUUAUAUCUACGGAGAGCGGAACUUUUAAUGCUGAGCGUGGGGCUGAGGUCACUGCACAGUUUAGUGCUAGGGAGAAAAAAAAAAUCGUCUCUUAGCCUCCAUUUUGAGUAGUAUGGAAUAGCAUAGUUUGUAUCGACCACUACGCUGGCAGUGUCAACCUAAAAACGACACUAAAAGCCUCCGACAUGGACGACCUGUUCAGUCCGAGAAGCCUUAUUUCCAGGAGCCUGAACAGCACGCAGGGGGAGAUCAGAGUGGGAUCAAGUCAUCAGGCUAAGCUCCCUGAGCUGCAACCACGCCCUGUGUUUGGUGUUCAGACUCAGACAGAGAAUGAAGAGCUGGUGUGGAUGCCAGGGGUCAAUGAUUGUGACCUCCUCAUGUACCUUAGAGCUGCCAGGAGCAUGGCAGCGUUUGCAGGGAUGUGUGACGGAGGAUCCACAGAGGACGGGUGUUUGGCGGCCUCUCGUGACGACACCACACUCAACGCUUUAAACAUGUUACACGCCAGCCGUUACGACGCAGCUAAAGCUCUCCAGCGCCUAGUGAAGAAACCUGUGCCCAAACUCAUUGAGAAAUGUUGGUCAGAGGAUGAUGUGAAGCGGUUCAUCAAAGGUUUGAGACAGUACGGCAAGAAUUUCUUCAGGAUUCGCAAAGAGCUGCUGCCCAACAAGAAAACGGGGGAGUUGAUCACAUUCUACUAUCACUGGAAGAAGACGCCUGAGGCUACAGGCACGCGGCCGUACCGUCAGCACCGUAGACAGCCGUCCUCACGCAAGGCCAAGACUCGCGCCACCGCUGCCACUGUGAACACCCCUUCACAAUCCAUGGACAUAAGUUCAGCCAGUGAGGAUGACCUGGACAGUGAAGACAGCGAGCAAGACACCUGUGGACACUGUGCCACAACCACCUCUAAGGACUGGCAGCACGGAGGCCGGGAUAACAUCCUCCUGUGUACCACCUGUCGUACCUACUACAACAAACAUGGCCGCCUGCCGCCUGGCCCUAAGCCUGCUGACCCUCCCUUCAUGUUCAAACCUGUCAAAGAGGAAGAGGAGGGCAACGGGAAGCACGGCAUGAGGACGCGACGCAGCAGAACACCGUUGUCUUCAUUAAGAAGUGGCCACAAGAGGCUGACCGGCUCUCCUACCAGUGAAGACCAGCAGUCCAGUAGCCAUCCCUCUCCCGCCCCCAGUGGAGCUAGCUCCACCUCCAACACAUCCAGAAUCUCCUGUUUAGAGAAGACUGAUAACACAAAGAAGCCUGGCAAGAAGAUAAAGGAAGAGGCGCCCCUACCAAAGAGUACUAAACGUUCCAGGGAGAGUGCAGCCCAGGACCCAGAGGAGCCUGAGAGAACACCAACUAAAAGGACGAAGACACAGCAGGUCAGACAGAGUGGUGAACAGGCAGAGUGCCGGUCGGAGGGCGAUGGAGAGGCUGAGAGGGGUGAGGUGGAGGAGGAGAGCUGCUCAGACAGCCGCAGUGCCCAGGACGACGGCAGCAGCGACACCAAAGACAUCGACCAGGACAACCGCUCCUCCUCCCCCAGCAUCCCCAGCCCUCGCCAGGGCAAUGAGAGUGAUUCCGACUCCUCUGCCCAGCAGCUCCAGGGUGCCCACCAGGCAGCAGCAGAGACCGUCAGUGCCCCUGCUGCUGCCCUUGCUGAAACACAGACCCCACAAAUUGUUCCUCCACCACGGGUUGCAGGCUCAAACACAUCCCUGCCUCCCCAGGGUACCUCUCCCUCUGCAAAGCCUGGCCAGGUACAGGCCCAGGCAACCCCCUCCCCAGAGCCUCCCCAGCCUUCAGCCACCUCUGCUCAGGCUGGUCAGUCAGUUAGCGACCAGACAAGUCCCCCACACAACCGACCCCUACCCCCCUCUCACCCUCUCGCUGGCCCCUCACCUGUCCCUCCUCCGCUGGGACAGGCCUUCCAUCCUCCAACUCCUGUAUUACAGGGUCCUCUUCCUUCUCCUGGCUCUCUGCCUCCCACCCAGCCCCUGUCCCUCUAUGGUGCUCCGACCCAGUGCCCCCACCCCCAGCGACCCCCUCCUCACUUUCCCAGGGAACCCUCCUUCCCCCAGGCCCUCCCCCUCACCUCCGCGCCCCAAAUCAAACCACCCCCAACCACACCCAUCCCUCCAUCUCACAAGCAGCCACCACACCUCUCUUCUUCCCUUGCUCCCCCUUUCCCGCAGAUGCCAUCCAACCUGCCCCCUCCUCCGGCACUGAAGCCCCUCAACUCUCUGCCCAACCAGCACCCUCCCGGUGCCCCUCCACCCCCCCUCCAGCUCAUGCCCCAAUCCCUGCCCAUGCAGCAGGGUGUCCCACCCCAGCCUCCCGUGCUCACGCAGCUGCAGAACCUCCCUGGCAGAGGCAGCCACUCCCACCCCCACUCCUCCCUGCCCUCCUGCUCUGCCCCCUCAGCCUUGCACCCUGUCCUCUCUGCCUCUUCUCCCUCUACCAUGGGUCCAGUCCCUAGUCUCCAGCCCUCCUUCCCCUCUCUACGCCCCUCGCCCGAAAACCCCAAUGGCAUUGUAGGGUCACAUGUCCAGAUUAAAGAGGAGCCAUUGGAUGAAUGUGAGGAGCUUGAGUGUCCGCCCCCUCCACCCAGAAGUCCCUCACCGGAACCUUUGGUUGUCAACAUCGCCAGUCAUGCCAGCCAAUCAGCACGAUUUUUCAAACACCUGGACCGUGGCUACAACUCGUGCUCCAGAACAGACCUGUUCUUCACUCCCCUGGCCUCAUCCAAGCUGGCCAAGAAGAGAGAGGAGGCUGUGGAGAGAUCCAAGAGAGAGGCUGAGCACAAUGCCCGAGAAAGGGAGAAGGACAGAGAGAGGGAGAGGGAACGAGAGAGGCAGGAAGACAAAAAUGCUAGAGCGUCCAGCUCGUCCCACGACAGCCGUAUGAGUGAUGUCCAAAUGUCCAGCCAGGUCCACAUGCGCUCCUCCUUCGAGCAGCCCCCCACCAGUGUGGCCGCUGUGCCCCCUUACAUCGGCCCCGACACCCCUGCCCUGCGCACCCUCAGUGAGUACGCCCGACCCCACGUCAUGUCCCCCAACAAUCGCAACCACCCCUUCUUCGUGUCUCUGUCCCCCGGGGACCCUCUGCUGGCAUACCACAUGCCUGGCCUGUACGCCGCCGAGCCCAGCCUGAGAGAGAGGGAGCUCCGUAACCUCCGGGAGAGGGAGCUCCGCGAGAGGAUGAAGCCUGGCUUCGAGGUCAAGCCCCCGGAGAUGGAGACCAUGCAUCCAUCAGCCAACCCCAUGGAGCACUUUGCCAGACAUGGAGCCCUGGCCCUGCCUCAUAUCGCUGGGCCGCCCCACCACCCCUUUGGCCACUUCCACCCGGUCAUGCAGAACCACCUGGAGAGGGAGAGGCAGGCACUGGCCCUGGCCGGGCCCCAAAUGCGUCCAGAGCUAAGCUACGCUGAGAGACUGACUGCUGAGAGGCUCCAUGCUGAGAGGAUGGCAUCUGUGGCUAACGACCCGGCCGCCAGGCUGCAGAUGCUCAACGUCACACCGCAUCACCACCAGCACUCCCACAUCCACUCACACCUGCACCUACAUCAGCAGGACCCACUCAACCAAGGUGAGGAUGUGUGUUACUGUCACCCAGGUAAUGGGCCCCACCCCCUGGAUCCCCUGGCUCCUGGGCCCCGUCUGGCCCGCUUCCCCUUCCCUGGAGGCCCCAUCCCCAACCCUCUGCUCAAUGACCUGCCCCACGACCAUGACAUGUUGCGACACCCACUGUUUGCCUAUGCCGCUGUUGCAGGAGCAGGGUACCCCCGUGAGCUUCAGGGGCCCAUCCCCCAGAUGUCUGCAGCCCACCAGCUCCAGGCCAUGCACGCCCAGUCAGCAGAGUUGCAGAGGCUGGCCAUGGAGCAGCAGUGGCUACACGGACACCACCACCUACAACAUGGGGGGCCUCUGCCCGGACAGGAGGAUUACUACAGGUGAGCCGUCUGAAGAAAGAAGGUGACAAGCCAUCGUGAGACACCUGACGAUGUGAGUCACCAUGGAAAUGCAUAAAGAGAUAAUGCUGUGUAAUGCUGUGUACUUUUGAAAUACAUUAUGUGACAACUGAUCUUUUUUUAUUCAUUUAAAUGUAAUCUAGAGUUAAGAAUCUUUGUGGCUCAUAAUACUUGUUCCUUGCUCAGCACUUAAAGGGAUAGUUUACUCCCAAUCAUCGAAAGUUUGAGAGUAUUUCAUAUCUCAAUAAUGGUCUGUUAUAAAGAUUAGCAUAGUUUCUGUUCCAUGCCAUUUUUUGUCUAUAGACGUUACACAUUUUUCCACUUAAUAUGGAUUUCAUAGCUUUUUUUUUUUUUUUUUUUUUUUUUUUCAUAGAUUUCAUAGAUUUCUCCUAAUGCAAUAUAGCGGGCAGGAUCUACACAAUAGAUGGUGUGGAAUAUAGCUCACCUUUGAAGUUAUGAAAACAUCUGACAAACUUUGAUUAGGGGGUGACUAUCCUUUUACUUUCUAAACAUUCUGACUGAUCUCCUUGUACAGAAUGACAUUUAAUAUUAUAUGUUUGGAUGAUUGACUGUAAUAACCUUGCAUGACUGUUUCCCUUCGAUUUUCAUCAGAACUUAGAGUAGCGUUGCUAAUGUGUGAUUAGACAACAACAAAAAGCAUAGUAGAUACAUUUUAUUCUAUAUCUGCAAAAUAUUUGUCUAAAACCUAAAGUUUUAUAUAUUUCAAGAUGUUUUCACAAUUUAACCUGACACAUACAGUAACAUUUUUUAGAUUGUAAAUAAUACAUGUUCAAUAUUCUAUAUUAUUAACUAUGAUUAUUAUGAAUAUUAGUGAAUUCUUGACUUGCAAGCUGGCACAAUAAAGUUAAAUUAUUUAGCUAUACACACACAGAAUAUAUAGCGUUAUAAAGUAAAGUGAGUUAACACAGACAAUUAUAAAUUGGAGUAUCACUAUUGUCACCCCUGACAUAAAACGGUGUUUAGAACAGUGAAUCCAGAUAGUAAUAUUGUUUUGGUUAGACAAAACAGAAAAAGCAUUUAAACCUUGGCAUCUCUACCAUGGACAAACCCUGUUUGAAUAUUUAUGUGAAAUAAUAUGUAAAACAAAGUGUAUGCAUUGCAUAUUUAUUUGAAUAAAUAACUCUGCAAUAACAUGAUAGAAUGUAUUGUUCAAACUGUACCCUCUUUGGAUGGAUGGAUGGAACUUUUGGGGAAUUGUUUAUGUGGUAACAGUAAUGGGCCAAUAGGGGGCAAUCCUCACCCUUCCUUAGUGAAACGGUUGUUUCAGUAGGAUCACUUUCUAACGAGAAAGAAAUAAUGACGCUCAAAUUUAAGAUCAUUAAACAAAAUAAUGAGGGAUUCUAUCAGCCUAAUCGAGGUGUAGAUUACAUUGCAGUGCUCUCACAUUCCAGUGUACGAACUUGUAAACAAGGCUGCAUGGGAUUUCUCUUAAUGCGACUUUGUACAUUUUCCAAUGGCAAAGGUAUAAUUCCAGGAGCCACUUGUGGAUUUGACAGCUCUAACACAGUUCAAUCUCUGACACCGCCAAAACAAUCGCUCUGCGGGUGUCAGCUAAAGUGGAUCUGAUUGAAUAGAGUCCCUAGUCCCGAGCAUAUGGGACUGUAGACCCCACAUUCAGACCUGUGCAAUAAUAAAUGGAGUCAAAGAGAUGUAUGGUAAGUUGAAUUGCUUAACAAUGACAAAUAGCUUCUUGAAGUUAUUCAAUCAAUUUACACACAACACCAUACUAUAUAUUAUAGAGGUUCAUUAAACUUGUCUAAGGUGAAAAGUGUUAGUGUUGCUCUUGAUAUUGAUUUCACAUUUGUCAAAUAUGGCAGAUAUUAUUUGGCCUUUCUUUCCACUGCUGAUAAAACCAUUCAGAGCCUUGCAUAGACCAUGUUAACAUUAGCCUUUAAUAAUCAUGCAGAAUAAUGAUGAAAUACAUUGUUACUUUAAUAAGUGCACAAUAUGAUAUUAUGUUUUGUAAAUGACAGCCCUUGGUGGAAAUGUCAUUGAGAUCUUAUGGUAAUUUACUACAGCUGAAUGAUUUGUUUGGGCUGACCAUAAUUUAGAUAAUUAAUUAAUUAUACAACAACAUGCAUAUAUCAAAUUGUAUCAAUUCUUUCAAUUGGACUCUUCCUCCAAUGUUUUUCUCUUCACUCAAAGUAACGCUUUGGAAAUACAUUCGGUCAUGCAAGUCAUGACAUGUACAAUAUACAUAACAUGACCAGAAAUAUGUGGACAACUGCUCAUUAAACAUCUCAUUACAAACUUAUGACCAUUAAUGACUUGGUCUCCCCUUUGCUGCUAUAACAGGCUCCACUCUUCUGGGAAGGCUUUCCACAAGAUGUUGGAACAUUACUGCGGAGACUUGCUUCUAUUUAGCCAACAGCAUUAGUGAGGUCGGGCACUGAUGUUGGGCGAUCAGACCUGGCUCACAGUCUGCGUUCCAAUUCAUCCCAAAUGUGUUCGACGGGGUUAAGGCCAGUGAAAUUAUUUUACACCGAUCUCGACAAACCAUUUCUGUAUGGAUCUCUCUUUGUGCACGGGGGCAUUGUCAUGCUGAAACAGAAAAGCGCCUUCCAACUUUGUGGCAAAAGUUUGGGGAAGCACAGAAUCAUCUAGAAUGUCAUUGUAUGCUGUCGCGUUAAGAUUUUCCUUCACUGGAACUGUCGGUAAGAUGUCGGUAAGAAGGCAUCCUAUGAUGGUGACACGUUGAAAGUCACUGAGCACUUCAGUAAGGCUAUUCUACUGCCAAUGUUUGUCUAUGGAGAUUGCAUGACUGUGCUCGACUUUAUACAUCCGUCAGCAACGGGUGUGGCUGAAAUAGCAGAAUCCACAAAUUUGAAGGGGUGUCCACAUACUUUUGUAUAUAUAGUGUAUUUGAUAUGAUCUUUGCAUAGAAGUGGCCUACACUAUGUUUGUUGACCAUGGUACAUUCACGUCAUUUUUUAAAUCCCUUUUACAAGCACAGAAUGUUUUGCAAAGUUCUGCCAUUUGCAUGCAUGACAAAGCAAAAACAUGGCUUGGCUUCUCUCCAAGCAUUAACAUAAACCUACCUGCUUGACUGACAUCUUUGACUUACACUAAACCCUGACAAAUACAUUUUCUCCACAUAGACUUUCUACAUACAAAUGGCAUUGAUUUUACUUUGCACAUUUAUCAAAAAUAGUCUCUCUGGUUGCCUUCCAAAUGUUCUUGAUAAAACUAUAUAACUGAAAUGCUGACUGAAUUAAAUCACAACAAAUGCAUUUUACAUGAUCCAAAUACUCUGUUUUACACACAUGAAGGCACCACAUAGUCAUACUUACCAUGUUGCUGUAAAGUGACAUCGACAUACUGUACAGUCUAAUAGUCUCUAUGGUACUCGCAGAAAAAUGUUAGCCCUGCUAUGUAGGCCUGUUUAAUGCAGUCUGAGAAAUGUUUGCACACUGAACAUAUGAUCAUUAAAUUAGAACAUAUCUCACUGUCAAAACGUAUAUAAUUGACCAGCUUCCCGUUGACCAGCUUCCCGUCAAGCUUCCUGUUGAGUAAAACAUUAGGGGCCGGUGUCCCAGAUACAGAUUAAUCUGUAUCCGGAAAAACACCCCAUGUGGAUUAGAAUACUUAUGAAUGUUACUACUACUGUACUGCCAGUAAACACUAUUUUAUGAUAAUGGAAAUUACUACUGUGAUUGAGAUAUAAAUGUUUGUGAGUGUUACUUUGUUGUAUGAAACUGUUGAUGACACUGCUAUGGUCCCAAGUGAAAAUAUCUGGAAACGUUCCCCUAGAAGCAAUAGCUUCAUAUCAUGCCUCGUCCUCAGUUGAAUCAUUCAGGUCUUCAGCUUCCCUACUCUUCACCACAUAGCGUCAAAGGUACUGGAUGGCAGAUAUGGUACUCACAUUUGCCAGCAGAGCUGAACAAUAGUUCAGAGAGAGUUAUUUACAGUAUUUUGAAUCUGUCCCACAAUUAUACUAGCCUGGUCCCAGUUCUGUUUGUCCUUGCAUGGCAGGAGUUGGCAAGAGCAGAAACAUACUGGCAUCCUGGCUACAAUUAUACAUGUGUUGUUGAAGAUAUACAGUGUCAACUUAUCUAUAUGCAAUUUUUAUACAUAAGAAAAUAAUAAAUACAAUAAAAAAUGGAUAAAGAAAC